This is a messenger RNA of Adineta ricciae, 735 nucleotides long. Lineage: Eukaryota; Metazoa; Rotifera; Eurotatoria; Adinetida; Adinetidae. The record is from the annotation of a GenBank genome assembly.
AUGCAGUCAUCGAAUAACACGUCGCCUUUACUCAAUCAUGCUAUGAGAGUUCGUGCAAAGAAUGUUGAACUACGAAAGAAAAUUGCACAGUUAGAAAGCGAUGUUCAAUUUGUUGAAAAGGAUAUCUCGACAUUAACACAUGCAUACGAUGACCUUGCUGAACAAUGUCAAGUUCUACGGGAAAAACAAACAGAUAAGAAAAAAGAUCUUCUUUUACAACAAUAUCAAACUCAAUUCGAUCACUACAUUAAUGACAUAGAGAAUUAUAUACUUAACAAACAAUGGACUCUUCCAGUAAUCGAAAAAGCAACUGUUCUAUCCCCAAAAUUAGCAUCAACGAUCUCUUCCGAUCAUAAAACAGACGACCUGCCAGUUCAAAAUCUAAACGAUGUUCUCAAUCAACAAUUAGAAUCUGUAGAAAACUGGCUGAUGGAAAGUGCAGUAACAGAUAUCGAUAAGCAAUCGCCGAUAUUAAUCGAACCUCAGCAUACAGAUGAUGGUGCAGAUGAUUUAUACAAAGAUUUGAUCUUUCCGGUAAUAUCUGACGAUAUUCCCACUCAAUCCGAAGAAAUUCAACUCGAUGAAAAUGAUCGACAGGAAGAUUUUGUCAAAACCAUCUCACCAAAAAUGUCCCAAGAGCCACAUCAACGGCUCGAUAAAAACCAGCGUCGAUUUGCAUUAAUGAGACAACUAGCUGAAAAAUCCAAUAAAACAGUCACUCGAAAAUUAUUAUAA